AUGAGCUCUCCCAGCACCAAGAGGCCUGGUCCUCUACCCAAGUCUGGCCCUUCCAGACAUCACCAUGGUAACGAUCAUCACCAGCACAGCAAAAGCUGGACUGCUCGCUUGUACCGCAAACACGAUGCAAAGCACCACCGGAGGGAAGAUGCCCCCCUCCUUGCCGACGACAACGCGGAAGAGCCUGCUCCUUCUGAAGCCGAAUCUGAACCUGAAGAAGAGCCACGGCGCUGCAGAGAUUGCUGCUCAGGAGCAUCCAAAGGCACCAUUGACUUCAUCAAAGGAGCUGGCAACCGGUUCAAGAACGCUCUAGCCAACAUCGGCGAAGCUGCCAAGUCAGCUGGGAAUGCCAUAGCCUCUGGUGCCAAAAAGGGCGGUUCGUCUGUCAAGAACAACCCGAAGAAGGUCAUGGGUGUCACAAUCGGCGUGCUGGCUGUUGCGGUUGCCGGCCUGACCACAGCGGUCAUGAUCGACAAGAUCCAGCACAAACACCAGGUUGACAUCUGCACCACUCCCGCUUGUGUUCGGGCUUCCAACUUCAUUCUCCGAAAUCUCGACCCACGCCUUACUGCUCAAGAGAGUGCACAGGUGCUGAAUUACCACACAGUUGCCGUUGACCCCUGUGUCGACUUCGACCAGUUCGCGUGCGGUGGUUUUGGCCAGCAGUAUGAUCUCAGAGAGGAUCAAGGGGAUAUGUACACUGGUACCCUCGUGGCUGAUCAUGCCGAGUCACUGUUCAAGCGUAUCGUGAUGCUGGACGACUCCAAGGUUCCCAACAACGACCUGGCAAUUCUCAAGAUGCUCAAGAAAGCCUACUUUGCCUGCAUGGACCACACCCAAGCUCGAGAGUCGGGCUUGAAGCCACUUGAAGCUCUGGUCGAUCAUAUCAAAGAGCUGUUACCUACAAGUCAAUAUGGACGAAGUGGUGCCCGCCGGCUGGACCAAUCCACUAUCACGACACUCGGCCGUGUUGAGGGUCUUGACAAGGUGUUUGUCUUUCUAAAGACGACUGGCAUCGAUACCCUAGUGAAGAUGGAUGUCAUUCCUGAUCCCAAGGAACCUAGUACACAGACCGUGGCCCUGUCUCCCGUCCUUGCUAUUGGCCUACCUGCUCCGGACAACUACAGAGAUGCCGCUCUGGUUGAGGAAUACCGAGAUGUCGCUACCGAAACUCUCAAAGUCUUCUACGACGUUCAUCUUAACUCCUCGUCCAUUCUUCGUCGGCACCAGAACAUCCACUCGAGCGUUCUCGACAUCGCUGAAGGUGUGAUCGAUCUGGAAGUGAAGCUGGCUCUUGCACUUCCCCUGCCUGAAGACCUUAGCAACAUCGAGAAAACCUACAGCAAGAUCUCGAUUGGAAAGCUCGAGGCCAUCCUUCCUCAGAUUGGAAUUGAGACAGUCAUUAAAGACUUGGCUCCUGGAGUCCAUCCUACUUCAGCCAUUGCUGCGUCGCCAGAAUAUCUAGAGCGGCUGUCUUUUGUUCUUGGAGGCACUCCGAUCGAGAUCUUACAAGCCUUCAUGUCAUGGAAAGUCAUCCACAAGCUUGCUGAGGAGAUCGAUCAUCCCAAGCUGAAGCGUCUCAAUCAGUUCCAAGCAAAGCUGAAAGGUAGCGCUCAGGAGCUACCUGCGGAGCCGUGGCGUCAGUGCGUUCGAGAAGUCAACGAGAUCCUUGGCUGGGUUAUGUCUCGCUUCUUCGUGAAGCAGAAAUACACCGAUCCGAAAGGCUCAGCUGCCAAUGUCAUUGCUGAUCGAGUCAAGAAGGCUUUCGUCGACAUGCUGGACGAAGCACACUGGAUGACCAAAGACGACCGAGCACACGCCAUCACGAAAGCUCUAGCAAUGACACAUAAAAUUGGCUAUCCGGGGAAGCAUCCCGACAUUCAAAGCCCUUCCUCAAUCGAAAAGUAUUACAGGAAGCUGAACAUCAGUGAUUUACAUUUUGCCAACAAGCUAGAAUUUGCCAAGUUUGAGACCGAGCGCAUCUGGUCGAAGCUUGGAAGUACCACCGCAUAUGAUGAGUGGCAGAUGUAUUCCACUGCCGUCAACUCAUAUUACGACCAUGUUGCCAACGAGAUGGUCUUACCAGCUGCGCUACUCCAGCCUCCCUUGUUCUAUGAUGAUUCAGUACCUGAGUAUUUGUCGUAUGGCUCUCUGGGUUCCAUUGCCGGACACGAGAUGUCGCACGGCUUCGGUCCAGUCGGAUCACAUUUCGACAAAGACGGCAAGCUAAGAGACUGGUGGAGUGACAAGACACGUGCUGCUUUUGAUGUCAAGGCUCAGUGCUUCGCCCAACAGUACUCCGACUUUACCGUGAAAGGCCCGAACAAGGAGUACCAAGUCAACGGCAACUUGACCCUGUCAGAAAACAUUGCCGAUGCGGUCGGUGUUCAUGCUGCUUAUAUCGCCUGGCAGCAGGCAGAGAAGGAACAGUCAUCGAAGAAACUACCUGGUCUCGACAAGUUCACCAAGCAACAACUCUUCUGGAUCGCGUACGGAGGUCGAUGGUGCUCUAAAACCACUCCAGAAAAAGCGGCUGAGCGUGUUCUCACUGAUAAACAUGCUCCCAAGCCCGCCCGCAUCUUGGGCACAAUUGCCAAUACCCAAGAAUUCCUCGACGCUUUCAACUGUCCAGCCAAGGAACCUACUUGUGAGAUGUUCUGA
Molecule: messenger RNA, 2661 nt
Organism: Cyphellophora europaea CBS 101466
Lineage: Eukaryota; Fungi; Ascomycota; Eurotiomycetes; Chaetothyriales; Cyphellophoraceae
Exons: 4
Coding region: 1-2661 (886 amino acids)
Biological process (GO): protein processing
Cellular component (GO): plasma membrane
Molecular function (GO): metalloendopeptidase activity
Source: RefSeq, a predicted model, not a curated record